Molecule: messenger RNA, 549 nt
Organism: Saccoglossus kowalevskii
Lineage: Eukaryota; Metazoa; Hemichordata; Enteropneusta; Harrimaniidae
Source: RefSeq, a predicted model, not a curated record
AUGGACGUACCAUUUAUUAGAAUGUUGGUUAAACGGAGUCGAACGAAACGAGAUGUGCCUUGAAUCUAUUAAUUGCUCAAGUGACGUCAUUGCUUCAUCCCAGACAUGGGGUUCAGAUUAUAUUAAUGACGUAACGACACAACCAGAUUCAUAUAAAAAGGUUUCACCGUCGGUAUAUGCAAAUGAUGAGAAUAUACCCGAAUCUUGUUGUUGCCUAGCAACAUUCGGAGAACAACCUGGAUCCGUUGAGUCUGAAUUUAGAGAAUUUGAAGAGAUGGAGACGAAUGAACGCCGACCAUGCCCGUAUUGUGGUAAAGAAGAGAACACGGCGACUACGAUUACCCCUGCACAACAAAGUUGUGAAUCAGAAAGAAGCGAGUUGUGGGAUGAAAGUACCUGGAAAUGGAUGAAACAAGGAAUUGGAUGAUUUUUAGUUGUAUAAUAAAUCCGAGUUUACGGCGAUUAUACUAAAGACACAGUAUUUACAAUUAACAGCCUGUAAUUUUGUAUAUGAGAAAUAAAUUUGUGUAUUCUGAAUUGAAAAUAUAA